AGGAAAUUAGGCAAAGGCUUUACUAUUAUGCUUGAAUCAACUAAAAGGAAUAGACAUGAAUGCCAUUUUUUACCCUGAAAAAUCGAUAGGUGGCGGCUCCCUUCUGUUUCAGGUAACUCUAUUUUGCACAUUGGCUUGGUCAGUUGUCUGGUUUCUGCUUACAUUUAGCUUUCUAAUUUUUAAGGCUUCCAUUCUACCGUUUCCCCUAGCUGCACUUACUAUGGAAAUUGUAUCAACAUUUCUAGUUUUAGUGGUCGAGCUUCUCAGUGUCAUAACAGGUAUUCGCGGAAACCUUACUGAGUGCAGAACGACUAUAGUUGUGUCAAAUAUUCUCCUUUUUGUUGGGGGUAUAGGUGCAUUCUAUUAUAUGUGGCUUCAAACGUAUGUUAUGAUGCUUGAUCUUGCAUUUUCAGCCAUCUUACUAGGUGUAGAUGCACUCACGUUCCUGUCCGGGUUCUGGGCUCUACAUAAUACUUUUCGAAGACAAGCAGGUUGGGCUUUUAUGCCAUACCAUAGAGAGAUAGAUAAAAAAAAACAAUAG
Messenger RNA from Phytomonas sp. EM1, 541 nucleotides. The record is from the annotation of a GenBank genome assembly. NCBI's taxonomy places the organism in Eukaryota, Euglenozoa, Kinetoplastea, Trypanosomatida, Trypanosomatidae.